This is a messenger RNA of Pistacia vera, 1554 nucleotides long. Its product is annotated as zinc finger protein-like 1 homolog. The transcript has 9 exons. Gene Ontology annotation, cellular component: Golgi apparatus. Bases 121 to 1164 code for a protein of 347 amino acids. NCBI's taxonomy places the organism in Eukaryota, Viridiplantae, Streptophyta, Magnoliopsida, Sapindales, Anacardiaceae. The record is from RefSeq and is a predicted model, not a curated record.
CCCUUAAAAGCUUCAGCUUAAACCCUAGAUAAUUGAAAUUGCGACUAAAUGUACGCUAUCAAUCUCUAACAACAUCAAAUCUUCACCCACAAAUUUUGUCUCUGCUCGGUUUUCGGUGCAAUGGUGGUCUGCAAAUGCCGAAAGGCUACCAAGUUAUAUUGUUUCGUGCACAAGGUUCCCGUUUGUGGAGAAUGCAUUUGCUUUCCUGAGCACCAAAUAUGUGUAAUUCGUACUUACUCAGAAUGGGUAAUAGAUGGAGAGUAUGAUUGGCCUCAAAAGUGUUGCCAGUGCCAAGCUGUGCUUGAAGAGGGGACCGGCUCUCAAACCACCCGAUUGGGUUGCUUGCAUGUUAUACACACAAGUUGUUUGGCUUCACAUAUCAAAAGCUUUCCUUUGCACACCGCACCAGCUGGAUAUGUGUGUCCAUCAUGUUCUACUUCGAUAUGGCCUCCUAAGAGUGUUAAAGAUUCGGGAUCCCGCCUUCAUUCACUGCUGAAGGAAGCAAUUAUGCAGACUGGGUUGGAAAAGAAUAUGUUUGGGAAUCAUCCAGCUUCUUUGACAGUGACAGAGUUCCGCAGUCCUCCCCCUGCAUUUGCAUCUGAUCCAAUAAUUUCUUCUUCUGGAAGCAGAGAGUAUAAUGCAAGCUCAUCAACCUCUGUGGCAAAAGAUGGAAUAAAUGUAACUGAAGGAUACGUGGCACCAACUUCUGUGUCAGAAAUUAUGGAGAUAGAGAGUCCUAGCUCAACAGGGAAUUUUAUCAAAAGUUCUAGUCCUCCUGGUCCAGGGGCUACAACACGAAAGGUUACUGCCCAUUUUGAGCGACAGAACUCUGAAAUUUCAUAUUUUGCAGAUGAUGAAGAUGGGAAUAUUAAGAAGUAUUCACGGAGGGGCCCCCUCCGUCAUAAGUUUCUCAGAGCAUUGCUGCCUUUCUGGUCAAGUGCAUUACCAACUUUACCAGUGACUGCUCCUCCACGUAAAGAUGCAUCAAAUGCAGAUGAUGUCCCAGAAGGUCGUUCGCGGCAUCAAAGAGCCUCAAGGACUGAUCCAAGGAAAAUCCUGCUCUUAAUAGCAAUCAUGGCAUGCAUGGCUACAAUGGGGAUUCUAUAUUACAGACUUGCGCAACGGGCUCUAGGGGAAGGGCUGCCCGAUGAUGAGCAGCAGUGAUUAUAAUUUAAGGUUGCAGUGGAAUAUACAUAGACCACCUGCUGGUUAUUGAUGGUGCUGCUGCUUUCAUUUAUUCAGCUCCUUAUGUUUAACCUGUGGCUGGUUUUAGCUGAAACACAAAUGAUUUUUUUUCUUUUUCCUUUUCUGAAUGCAGAUGACAGUGAACGUUAAAUAGCCUUUCCCGGCUUCUGAUUGUCCCUUUGUUAUCUGUUUUGGAGUGGAAUCGUUGAAUCAGGUUUAAGGCAAAAUGUUUUGUUCAAAAUGGAUUUGUUUUGUAAUUAUCUCUAUUCAGUUAAUAAACUUGCAAAAAUGGAAAGUUGCUUAGAAUAUUACUGGUUUCUUGGAUUUCCUGAUUGACAAGACAUACUUAAAUAAUAGUUAUUCAAAAAA